GGUUCUAGUCUUCGAGUGUUGAAGGAGGCACAUGGUUCAACGGAGAAAAGAUGGGGAACGUUCAAGCGGCUUCAAGUUCUCCCAGUUCUGCGAACUCAGGAGGAACGACAGUUCCUCCUCCACCUCCUCUUACAGCGCCACCACCUGUAGAAGCUAAGGCAGCUCCAGAGAACAAGGACACAUCGCAAAACCCUGGAAACUUUGAAGAGUUACACAAGAAGUGCAAAGAUGUGUUUCCUCAACCAAUGGAAGGCUACAAGUUAAUGGUCAAUAAAGGUCUUAGCAACCAUUUUCAAGUCAGUCAUUCCAUUGCAUUGAGUGGAGUGGGGCCUGGUGCCUAUCACUUUGCCGCCACUUAUGUAGGAAGCAAACAGACUGGACCCAAUGAGUCCUACCCAGUCCUAUUGGGAGAUAUUGAUACCACAGGUAGCCUGAAUGCACAGAUCAUUCACCAGUUCACUGACAGGAUUCGUGGCAAGUGUGUUAUCCAGACCCAGAAAUCCACAUGGGUACUUGUCCAGGCAGACAGCGAGUACCAAGGCAAAGACUUCACUGCCAAUCUUACUGUUGGAAAUCUGGACCUUAUCAAUGAAUCUGGCAUCAUUGUUGCCCACUACCUUCAACGACUGGCCCCCAAACUAGACCUUGGUGCAGAACUUUUAUACCAUUAUGGAUCUGGACAGGAGAUAGCUGUCAUGUCACUGGCUGGUCGCUACUCUGCAAGUAACUGGAUUGGUACUGCGACUGUUGGCCAGGCAGGAUGGCAUUUGAGUUACUGGCACAAGGGUAACGAGAAUGUCCAGGUCGGAGUUGAAUAUGAGUAUAACAUGCGAGCUAAGGAGAGCGCAGUAAGCCUUGGGUACCAGAUGAAUAUACCCAAAGCUAAUGUCACCUUCCGUGGAAUGGUGGACACUAACUGGACAGUCGCGGCAGUCAUGGAAAAGAGACUUUUACCUUUACCAUUCACUUUUGUUCUAAGUGGCAUGGUUAAUCACUUGAAAAAUCAGUCUCGGUUUGGCUUUGGGUUGACAAUUGGCUAAUACAUUGUAGCUCGAAAGUGCUUUUUAUUACUAUCGGCAGCCAUUAUCUAUUAUAGCUGACUGGUCAUUAAAAAUAUUGUAAAGGUAAAUAUGGUUCAAAUGUAACGUGUAUCAGUCAGUCUCUCAUUGACUAACUGCCCAUGAUUAGGUACCCCUGCAGACUUUUUGGGAACGCUUGGAAUGUUGCAUGUAUUGCAAUGUUUGUAUUGAUCCAAACAGAAAAGAUAAAGUUAGUUAGGCCUUUUGUGAUUUCUUGAGAGAUGUUGCUUGUAGCGUGUGUGGGAAGAUUUACAUUUGAAAAAGGGACAUAUUUCUUCUAGAAAAUAAAAGGUUAUGUAAACCCCA
Nematostella vectensis (starlet sea anemone) is the source of this 1385-nucleotide messenger RNA. Its product is annotated as mitochondrial import receptor subunit TOM40 homolog. NCBI's taxonomy places the organism in Eukaryota, Metazoa, Cnidaria, Anthozoa, Actiniaria, Edwardsiidae. The record is from RefSeq and is a predicted model, not a curated record. The transcript is spliced from 4 exons. Gene Ontology annotation, cellular component: mitochondrial outer membrane translocase complex; mitochondrial outer membrane. Gene Ontology annotation, biological process: protein import into mitochondrial matrix. Gene Ontology annotation, molecular function: transmembrane protein transporter activity. The coding region runs from base 51 to 1040 and encodes 329 amino acids.